AUGUUUGGGCUCGACACGGUAGAGCUCAAUAUGCCAAGAGCUCGCAGAGCUCAGGAGUUACAGGAGGAUGCGGAAGCGCGGGACACAUGGCAGGUUGCUUCCAGCAGAGCUCAGGUCUCUCUUUCCGGCAAGAAGGAGACGGAGACGGAGAUGUAUAUGUCAGAGGAAGUAUUCUGGACAGGUGAUGCCUUUGGGGUUUCUGGCCCCGAGACAAAGAGUUCCCCCGUGGGGACAAAGGAAAACUUGCGCUUCUGCACCCCCAGCGCUCCUCUUCCACGACCGCAGGAUGUGUACCACAUUGUGGUGGACAACACGAACAAGCCAUUCAAGCAUGCAUUGCUUGACAAGAGCCCUGAUGGUGGUGCCAGUCCCACACACCCACUUGAAAAACUCCCUGUGGAGCAACUAUUUGACAGGCGUGUUCCUCAAAGCCCGCCGUUAAAACCACCUGAGUUGAGUGACACUCCUUUUACAUUCAUUCAAGACCGGAAAACCUUGAACAAGCUGGUGAGGAAGCUGAAGAACGCAACUGAGUUUGCUGUCAAUGUGGAAUACAACCACUUUAGGUCUUUUCAGGGUCUCACCUGCCUAAUGCAGAUUUCAACUAGAACUGAGGACUUUAUUGUGGACACUCUUAAGCUCCGCAAAUAUCUUGGUGAGAGGUUAAGAGAAGCUUUUCAAGAUCCAACUAAGAAAAAGGUAAUGUACGGGACCACUCGUGAUAUUAUGUGGCUUCAACGUGAUUUUGGGAUAUAUAUAUGCAACCUUUUUGACAUAGGACAGGCUUCAAGAAUCUUACAGAUGGGCCAUGUUAGCCUGGAGUAUCUUUUGCUUAGUUUCUGCGGAGUGAUAGCAAAAAAAAGAUGUCAGCGUGCAGAUUGGAGGCAGAGGCCACUUCCUGAUAGAAUGACCAAGUGUGCUAGAGAAGUUACACACUAUCUGCUGUACAUAUAUGACUUAAUGCGUUUGAGGUUGAUGAAUGAGUCUUCAGGUGAAAAUGAUCUUCUUUUGGAGGUUUGCAAGUGUAGCAAUGAAAUCUGCUUGCAACUAUACGAGAAGGAGCCACCGACUGAUAAAUCAUACCUUCACAUACAUGGGCUGAAAGAUAAUGAAUUGAGCGCAAGGCAGCUUGCAGUUUUCGCUGGCCUGUAUCAAUGGAGAGAUAGUGUUGCUCGUAUUGAGGAUGAGAGCACUGCUUAUAUAUUACCCAACAAGACUCUACUUGAGAUAGCGAAGCAGAUUCCUGUGACCGCUAGGAGGUUUAAAAGAACUGUGGAAGCAAAAAAUAAAUUUCUUGAUCACCAUCUCGGCCAUGUCAUUACUAUCAUCAGAAAUGCUGUUGCUAAUUCUGAUUCUUUUGAAAAUAUAGCCGAGCAACUAAAGAAAGAAAGGCUGGAGGAGUUAAUGGUGGCAGAUACAAAGAGCAGUAGUGAAGACACGGAAACAAUUACUGCUGUUGAUGCUGAUAAUAAUGAAAGUAAUUCUCAUUCGAGUGAUGAACCUGCUUUAGUUCCAGGAUUUUCAAGCGAGCAGGGACAUGUACCAAAAGCUCCCUUCUUUACUCUUAUAGUUGAUGGGUCCUUAGAUUGUUCAGCCAUAUGUGGCACUCUCAAGAAGGUUCUAAAGUGGAUGGGAUUUGAUCAGCUGACUAUGGUCAUCAUGUAUAAAAUUAUUCCAUUUAUGAAAAGUUGUCCUGAAGAGCUUCGGCCAAAGUUGGUACAUGAAAUACUAGAGCCAGUCUUUCACUAUCUUCACACCAAGCUUUAUAAGUCAUGGUGUGCACUUUUGCACGAUGGUGCAGUGGAAGUUCCUGAUAAAAUUGCUGACAUUUUCUCAUCGAAGGAAGAAGCUAAUAAAUUAGGAUCGAGUCUUAUUAUUCAGUUGACCCAUGCAGCAUCAGAAUUGCUCGCUGUAAUAGCAUGUCCACAGUUAUAUGGAUCUUCAGAGUUUCUUUGUUCAAAAUCUCUUGUGGGGUAUGUUCUAUGCCAUGAUGUCCUUAGGCUUCAAGUGCUGAGUUUAAUUUACUACAUCUUUGGAGCAUGGAAUGUUGAUGAAGCAAAGAUGACAUUGGUUCCACUUUGUUACAAAGUCAUAGAAGUUGCUACUGCUACACGUCAUGAUGCCAUUAUAUCUUUUGUUAAAGAUAUGAUUCCUCAUCUAAUUCAGUGGUUAGCUUUUGAGUCAAGUUUGGAGGGCACUCAACCUGGUGAUGUGAUAAUUAAAGAUCUUUGUUAUCAGGCAUUUCGCUGUGUUCAUUGUCCAAAUCAGGAUUUAUCGUGUGAAGAAAAACCCAAGGACAGGAUUUACGAAGUCUUUCAAAGUUGGCUCGAACAGACAAAGUUGGUUGUUGGCAGUAGAAAAAAACCAAUGCAUGAACUGGAAGAAUUUGUGUGGAUAUGGGAGGUUGAAGAAGAAUUUAGUAAAUAUAUUCCAGGUUAUAUCGACAUGUUGCAUCAAGUGAAUGAAAUGGAUGACUGCUUGGAGCGCGAUUCUUCUUCACCGCGGGUUCUCUUUGAGAAAUUAGAUCCUAAAUUUGUAUCCAAAUAUGCUAUUGGUAGCCCUUCUCAUGAUUACCUCUGGGCCAUGUCCGCUAUGGUGAAGCGCAAAAUGUCUGCGAUGCAUUGGCAGAGACGGAAUGAUAAAAUGUUCCAAUUUUUGUGUUUACUCAUUGAUUUUAAACCUUAUAUUCAGCACUCAAGUUAUGAUGACAGUGUAGUGGAACUUGUGGAAGAGUCAAAGGCUUAUCCUGAUCUUGCUGAAUUUCUUAGGGCUGAUGCUCUUGAGGUUUUCUGUGCAAUACUGUUUUUGUGGGAGCCUCAGUUCCAUCCUAUGAUACGUAAGGAACACAAAGAUGUGCUCAAGAAAAUACUUCAUCACGUGACUUCUCUGGAAAACAUAACUUUUCUGAAGCCGUUGCUACCAGAUGUAAGAGAUUUUCCGGUGCGUUUGCGACCUUACGCAAAAAAUUAUAUUGAUAACAGGAACAAAGAGUAUAUUGUCGCGAAAGAACAAGCAAGAUUGCAUGAACAAUUUGAUGCACAUUUGGCUUCAGGUGUGUUAGAUCAUUAUCUCAGCAAGGGUGAUGCAGGUUCACACGGUGAUGCACUGAAGGCUGUUCUUAAUGAUAGUAGACAGUUUUCAGCUCUGGAUCAUGAUCUCAUUAAGUUGUCUUUUGAGCGAAGAGCUGAGCUUCUGGGCAGGCGAGAUCAAUUACAUUUAUUUUACAAAUGUUUUCAACGUGUUACUAGGGAUGCACAGCUAAGAAUUGAAGUUCAAAGUUUGAUUGAUCAGCUGGGCCGUCAAGACUUUUUCUGCAUUGACGAUGAUGCUAUUGAUUGGGACCAGAAAUGCUGUUCAGAACUUGUGGACAAAUUCAACAAGCAAGUCUUCACUGGGUCUGAUCUUCCAAAAUAUUAUGUUAUUCGUGGAAUUAUGGAUUAUCGAGCAAUGUCACGCAUGAAGGAUGGCUCAUGUUCAUGGUGCGAUGUUUUUCAGAAGGUUGUUGGUAAACCAUAUGAUAGGUGGAUACAAAACAUUCCCUCGUUUUGGAUGGACACAAGAUACUAUAAGCACCAGUAUUAUGACAUCAUUCAACAACCAUUGCAAAAGAUAUGGAAGAAGGAAGAGUAGAUUCGACUGGAGUAGAAUGGAUGAACAUGAAAUAGGGUUGAUAGUUUUCUACUUCAUUAUCUUUGUUUCUUUAGUACUAUAUAUUUACAGUAGGAAUACUAGUUAGAUUGAAGUAGCUUCUCUCUUUAAAUAACAACGACAAGUCCUAGAAGCUCUAUAAAUAAGAGUAAUGUAUAUAUUGUAGUUGCAAAUAUUAUAAGUACUAGCAAAUUGCUUGUGCUUCUCUACGGAAAAAAUGUGAGAUGGCAUGAAGCUGGACUGGUCACGUUUAGAAAUUAGGCCAAGCCGCUAAUGACAUUAAUGAUUCAUCGAUUCAGGUUAUGGUUA
Lolium rigidum is the source of this 3957-nucleotide messenger RNA. RefSeq lists its product as uncharacterized. Gene Ontology annotation, biological process: histone mRNA catabolic process; nuclear polyadenylation-dependent rRNA catabolic process; nuclear polyadenylation-dependent CUT catabolic process. The transcript has 31 exons. Gene Ontology annotation, cellular component: nuclear exosome (RNase complex); nucleolus. NCBI's taxonomy places the organism in Eukaryota, Viridiplantae, Streptophyta, Magnoliopsida, Poales, Poaceae. Gene Ontology annotation, molecular function: 3'-5'-RNA exonuclease activity; nucleic acid binding; nucleotide binding. The record is from RefSeq and is a predicted model, not a curated record. Bases 1 to 3630 code for a protein of 1209 amino acids.